AUGAAGCCAUUCGAUCAAACUUGUAGUGCAAACAAUGACUCGACGCCACUGCCCGACCACCACCUUGUCAAUGCACACCACCAGUGUUUGGCAACUCUAGAGGGCCAGAACUCCUACAUAACGUCUCUCGUUCUCAUGGGAAAAUUUCUAUUGAGUGGCUCUUCUAAUAAGGAAAUUUGUUUAUGGAAACGCGACGCAUUGAGCCCCACGAAUGCCUCCGAAAGUCUCACUGAUAAAAAUAUGGUUGUGGCUGGAAAGGGUGCAGUGAAAGCUCUCGUAGUUUUAGCUGAUAAAAUCAUAAGUGCUCAUCAAGAUCACAAAAUUCGGGUAUGGAAAAUUGAUAAUCUGGAUAACGAUGAGCAGAAGUUUACACAGUUGGCCACGCUUCCAACGUUCAGUGACCGAGCACUCAAACUUUUGGUACCCCAAAACCAUGUUCAAGUUCGACGCCACAAGAAAUGCACAUGGGUUCAUCAUGUUGACACAGUAUCAGCACUAGCCUUGUCAAAUGAUGAAUCCUUACUCUAUUCGGUUUCUUGGGACCGGACUCUCAAGAUAUGGAGGAUAUCCGAUUUCAAAUGCUUGGAAUCAGUUGCCAAUGCACAUGAUGAUGCAAUAAAUGCCAUUGCGUUAUCCAGCGAUGGACAUGUUUACACCGGAUCAUCUGACAAGAAAAUCAAAGUAUGGAAGCAAAGCAAAGAAAAUAAGAAGCAUACCUUAGUUGCAACCCUGGAGAAGCACAAAUCUGGGGUUAAUGCAGUGGCACUGAGCGGAGAUGGGUUGACGAUGUAUUCAGGUGCACGUGACAGGUCAAUAGUGGUUUGGACGAAGGUGGAUGGAAACUGCGGUAUGGUGACAGCGGGUACACUCCGGGGACACACCGAAUCCAUAUUGUGUUUGGCCACUGUAUCAGAUAUGGUGUGCAGUGGUUCAGCAGAUAAAACUGUGAGAAUUUGGAGAGGAUUUGGGGAAUCCUAUUCUUGCUUAGCAAUUUUGGAAGGACACAGAGGACCAGUUAAGUGCGUUACUGUAGCAUUAGAUUAUUCCAAUCCAUCAGAUACAAAAUCAAACUAUCUCCUAUACAGUGCUAGCCUGGACUGUGACAUUAAAGUUUGGCAGAUUAAUCUUCUACCCCUCUUCUAA
Molecule: messenger RNA, 1143 nt
Organism: Fraxinus pennsylvanica
Lineage: Eukaryota; Viridiplantae; Streptophyta; Magnoliopsida; Lamiales; Oleaceae
Source: the annotation of a GenBank genome assembly